This is a messenger RNA of Yarrowia lipolytica CLIB122, 2367 nucleotides long. RefSeq lists its product as uncharacterized. Gene Ontology annotation, biological process: autophagy of mitochondrion; nucleophagy; protein localization to phagophore assembly site. The record is from RefSeq and is a predicted model, not a curated record. Gene Ontology annotation, cellular component: phagophore assembly site; autophagosome. NCBI's taxonomy places the organism in Eukaryota, Fungi, Ascomycota, Dipodascomycetes, Dipodascales.
AUGACGGACAAGAGCACGUUUCUCUCGGUGCUGUUCGGCGGAGGAUCCGUGUACCAGGAUCUGGACGGCGACGGCGAGGUCGAGGACGCCGAGAUUCUGAGACGCGUCGAGGAGGAACACGCCCAAACCAGCGACAACAGCAACAGCGACAAUGAUAGCGGAAACGACAGCGACGUUCCGACUUCUCUGAUGGUCGAAGGGGUCCAGGACCCAAAACCAGGCUCAAAAAGACGUCAGCCACAUAGGAUGGCCACACUAUCUAAUUUGCAAAGUUCUGCAGGACCAGGAGCAAGAUCGGUGAGUUUCGCCCAAGGAACGAAAACACAGACGCCGAUCCGUCUGACAAAGCCAACAGGCGUAGCAAACGGCGGACUACCUCGUCACAAACAGGAUCUGGGCGCCUCUAUUCGGACCAUGGUGGACCCCAAGGAGUUAGCUCUAUGGAAGUGGGCCAAUGUCCAGAACCUCGACAACUUCUUUGCAGAAGCAUACAUGUACUACACAGGCAAGGGACUGGUGUCCAUCAUCUUGUCUCGCGUUCUCAACAUGUCCACCAUUAUGUUUGUGGUUGUUUUCAGCACCUAUUUAGGCAGUUGUAUUGAUUACUCCAAGAUCAAGGGCUCUCGCACGCUGGACGAGGUGCACGUGAAACAGUGCUACGCCAAACUCGGCUCUUUCCACGUGUUUGUGCUCUGGACUUUUUUUGUGCUGUGGUUCAUGAAACUGUUCCAGUACGUCAAAGACAUUCGACGGCUGGUAGACAUGAAGUCGUUCUACCAGGAGCUGCUUGAAAUCGACGAGAACGAACUACAGACCAUUUCUUGGCCUCAGGUGGCAAAACGCAUGGCAACAUUGUCUGAAGCAAAUGCUGCAACCCAAGUGGGCAACAGUACGAAGCAGAGAAUCGAGCCUCAUGAUAUCGCCAACCGAGUCAUGCGAAAAGAAAAUUAUCUUGUGGCAAUGUUCCAUAAGCGGGUGCUCAACAUGACUGUCCCGCUUCCACAGCCCCUGCAGCGCAUCUUUGGACGGCCUCAGCUGCUCAGUCGAGCUCUGGAGUGGAAUCUCAGUCUGUGCAUUCUGGACUAUGUAUUCAACCCGGCCGGACAGGUUAGACCCAUGUUUCUCAAGUCGACACACAAACAGAUCCUGUCCACAGGUCUACGACGUCGGUUUGUAUUUGCAGCUAUCAUGAACGUUGUCUUUGCACCCUUCAUUAUUCUCUAUCUUGCGCUGCUGUAUUUCUUCCGAUACUUCAACGAGUACCACAAGAACCCAGCAUCGAUAGGAACUCGAAGAUACAAUCCCCUGGCCGAAUGGAAACUCAGAGAAUACAAUGAACUGCCCCAUCAGUUUGAGAGACGCCUGACUCUGUCGUACAUUCCUGCCUCCAAGUAUCUGGAUCAAUUUCCCAAAGAGAAGACUGCACUAGUCAGCAAAUUCGUGUCUUUCAUUGCGGGCUCUUUUGCGGCGGUACUCGGUAUUGCAUCUCUCAUUGACCCUGAGCUGUUUCUCAUGUUUGAGAUCUCCGCUAACCGCACGGUGCUGUUCUACAUUGGAGUGUUUGGAUCGAUUCUGGCUGUUUCUCGGUCGCUGAUUCCUGAAGAGACGCUUGUUUUCGACCCAGAAAUCUCCCUAAGAUAUGUGGCUGAAUUCACACAUUAUCUGCCGCCGGAGUGGGAAGGGAAACUCCACACAGAACAGGUCAAAAAUGAGUUUUCGCUCAUGUACGAGAUGCGACUCAUUAUCUUGCUCAAGGAGCUAGCCAGCAUUUUCCUAGCCCCCUUCAUUCUCUAUUACUCGCUCACCCAGUCCUGUGACGAUAUUGUGGACUUUAUCAGAGACCAUUCUGUGCAUGUGGAUGGCCUGGGCUAUGUGUGCACUUUUGCCAUGUUUGAUUUUAAGCAAAAGUCGCCCGACCACCAGCCUGACGAGGACCAGAAAAUGCUCAAGUCGUAUUUAUACUUUAUGGACCACUAUGGAGACAAGCCGACCAACGUGUCUCAGACCCAGCAAAAUGUGCCCAUGUACUCGUCUGUGCGUCUCAAGAAUGACGGGCUGGAUCUUAACAACUCCAUUAUGCAAAAGUUCCAGAAACACAACGGUCACCAUGCGCUUUCUGGUCUAACUCAGCGGGAUGUGGGGCUUUCUCCUGCUGCUCCCACGGCUACUACUGCCACAUCAGGAACAGCCACCGGAGCCGCUCCUCGAAGAGAUCUUAUCAACUUCGAUGUCGACGAGUCGUUCAUAGAUCAGACGACUUCAAACAGAGACAUGGACAAUGACGAGCAGCCCAAGGACAAGGAACGAGUGGUGGACAUGCUCAACCAGUUUUACAAGAAGACCGACAACAUGAACCUGGGCGCCUGA